GGUUCGGUUUUGGAGGCUAAAUCUUCCACUCCACCUGAGGGAGGAGUGUCUGCGCGCGCAACACGCGGGAGGGACGCACACCUACACGAGGCUACCUCUCCACCUUUCUCCGUUCUGUGAGCAGACGACGUGACCUUUGUGUCCAUGCGGGAGGUUUGACGACUGACGAGGGGUCUGGAUUAACAGGGAUCAUAUUUUUUAUUCAGGAUCAGAGUGCGUCCACAUCUCCAAAGCGCGCCGCAUGAUGCACGAGGAAGAUGCUUGAGUAGAGGAGCAGCCGCCUGUUGAUCUGUGGGCUUCCCUUUUAUUUCUCAACGAGGAUAUGCAGAGGGAAGGCAACAGCCCUGUGCCCCGAAAAAAAGUGAUUGUGUUCUGCGUAAUGAUGAUGCUCAAUAUCCUCAUCUGCAUUCUGAUGGGUAUGACGUGGAACCUCAGGCAUGUCAAAAGUGUCAGUCAGAAGGUUCGAAGUCCAUCUGAGAGGUUUGUGCAGCAACAGGUACUGAGCAAAUCCUUCUGGAACAAGGAACAGCAGCGCCUGGACUUCAUUUCCAACCAUAGUGUCAACUCCGUGCGCACCGCUGACUCUCUCGUUGAGCUGGCAUAUUGGCUGAAUGACACCGGGCCACUCAACCCCUGUGAACCAGACUACAGAGUCCUCACGCAAGUCUCGGACUACAGUUCCCUGCCGCAGCGCCUCCAGGAUUUCCUUUUGCACAUGCGCUGCAGGACGUACCCCAUGCUGAUAAAUCAGCCUCAUAUUUGUGAUGAAAAACCCUUCCUGCUCCUGGUGGUCAAGUCGCUCAUCCCACAUUUCGACCGGCGGCAGGCCAUUCGAGAAACAUGGGGACGGGCGGGCAUCCUCGCCAAUCGGACUGUGGCAACGGUGUUCCUGCUAGGCAACACCCUGCCUAUGGAUCACUUUCCAGACCUGCUGGGCAUACUGGGAUACGAGGCAAAGCUUCACAAAGACCUCCUUCAAUGGGACUACAGAGACACCUUCUUCAACCUCACCGUGAAGGAGGUCCUCUUCCUGGAGUGGUUCAGCCAAAAUUGUCCCCAUGCCCAGUAUGUCCUCAAGGGUGACGAUGAUGUCUUUGUCAACACCUUACAGAUAAUCAGCCUUCUGGAAGGCUUGUCACAGAACAAGGUUAAGGAUCUGUUUAUAGGUGAUGUUAUCCAUAAUGCCGGUCCACACCGAGACCGGAAACUCAAGUACUUCAUCCCAGAGAGUUUGUUUGAAGGCCCUUACCCGCCUUAUGCAGGAGGCGGAGGAUAUCUGUACUCUGGGCAGGUGGCACUACGCCUUUACAACGUAUCUCAGCAGGUAGUCUCGUAUCCCAUUGACGAUGUCUACACGGGGAUGUGUUUGAAAAAGCUGGGCGUGGUUCCUGAGAAGCACAGCGGCUUCAGGACUUUUGACAUUGAGGAGAAGUACAGGUACAACCCCUGCAUCUACAGGAGCCUGAUGCUGGUUCACAGCCGGACGCCACAGGAAAUGCUGACCAUCUGGCCAUUUAUUAUCCACCCCGAGCUUGACUGCCAGUGAACACCUGCGUUCAUCUUUGUUCGAUAUUUGUUUGCACUGUUUAAUUUUUUUCAAACACAUUGAAACUAUGUUAAAUCCUCAAAUCCAAGCAAAACCUCUGCCAGGGAGGCUAUGUAUUCAAGUCAAGGAAGAACACAUAAUAUUUUGGAGUGGGUCUGAAUCACAGGGUGGACACGCAAUUUUUUUUUUCACUUUUAUGUCAACAUCGCAAGAUUGGAGGAAUAAAUGCCAUACAUCUAAGUAGAUGGUAAUAAAGUUCAGUAAUCGCUUAAAUUUCAUACAAAAAGCAGUUGUUAUGAGGCACUCGGGCUCAACUUGUAUGACUCCAACGUCAACAGGUGAUGUUCAUGUGUGUUGCUUUGUUCUGUUGUUUCAACAUUGAUUUAUUUGUCGUUGUGUUCGUAGCUUAACAUAAUAUUUUCUGAUUUCUGCAGUGACUGAUGUAUACAACAACUUUUUCACUAUGUGUGUAGUAAAGAUAUAUUUUUCUAUAUGCAAAUUAUAAUUUGAUUAAAUCAAAACAAAAUUACUUGUGAAUGUACGUAUUUUUGUACUAACUGCUUCUGAUAACAACCUGCCAUUUUCAUUAUAUUGUUUCAGCAUUUCAUAUCUGUAUGUGUUAAUAAAGUGUUUUCUGGUUUUGG
Messenger RNA from Chelmon rostratus (copperband butterflyfish), 2190 nucleotides. It is a transcript of the gene b3gnt2a, whose product is annotated as UDP-GlcNAc:betaGal beta-1,3-N-acetylglucosaminyltransferase 2a. The transcript is spliced from 2 exons. Gene Ontology annotation, molecular function: hexosyltransferase activity. Gene Ontology annotation, cellular component: membrane. NCBI's taxonomy places the organism in Eukaryota, Metazoa, Chordata, Actinopteri, Chaetodontiformes, Chaetodontidae. The record is from RefSeq and is a predicted model, not a curated record. Bases 323 to 1546 code for a protein of 407 amino acids.